GCUGCCACAGGGCACCCUGCAAACUUGCCCCACUCAUGUCCACAGUCUCCAGUGGGAGCUGUCACUGCACAGCCAGAUGCUGGCUGGGCAAGUACUUGCGUUCCUCUGCCUGACCUGGGGCACCCUCCAGAGCCUGGCCAUCCCCAGGAUUGAGGAAUGUGGCCUCUCCUGUUCUCAGGGCUUCGCCUGCAGGAGCCACAGGAACCGGAACAUUUUUAACAGCUUCUGCCAGCCACGCCCCGUGUCCAUGUCCAUGUCUGUCCUGGAGACCCUGACCCCCUCCACUGCCAUGCAGUGCAUCACCCCUAACGGCUGCUCACUGCUCCUGCGUGUAUGCGCCUCCAUCACCCUGCACGAGCGCCUGCGGGGCCUGGAGGCCUGCACCACAAGCCUGGACACCCAGGAGACGCAGUGUCAGAGCGUGUGGGUGGCCAGGGCCUCCCACCAGCAGCAGGUGGGGCAGCAGCUCCAGGUGCAUUUUGGCUGCUUUGAGGUGAGCGUGGCCCAGCACCUCUAUGUCACCCUGAGAACCAUCCCUCAUUUCUGCGGGGUCCAGCUGGACCAGAGGCACCUCGUGGAAGGCUGCGGAGAGGAGGACGUGGGGAGGAGCGUGCCCGACUGCCUCGCCGGGCGGCUCAGCUACCGGGUGGACCGGAGGCGCAAGGCGGUUCUGGUGCAGGUGCCCCGGGCCUCGGGAAGCCCCGCCUACUUCGUGCGGCUCUGCCUCAAGCUGUUCACCUGCAAGGACGCCGGCGCCCCGGCGCUAGUGAACGCGAGCAGCGUCUCCCGGACCGUCUCCCUGCCCUACAGCCAGGAGCUGCCAUGCCUGUGCCUGGAGGGCUGGCCUGCCACCCCUGACGCCGUGCGGACCCAGAUCUGCCCCUUUGAGAACGACACUCGGGCCCUGGAGAUGCUGUGGAACACAGUCCACUACCACCCCGGGAGCCAGACACUGAGCUGGGAGCCUGCCUGCCCUGUGAGUGGCCAAGUGAGCCUGUGCUGGUGCCCGGGGCCCGGGGACAGCUGCCAUAAGCUGCAGCACUCCAGCCAGCUAGCGCAUCACAGAGUGCAGUACCAGCUGGUGGACACCCAGCCCCAGCUCUGCCUGAAGUUCUCCACCAGCUGGGGGUCCUGGGUGCGGUGCCCUUUCAAACGGCGUCAGUUCCCAACCUGGAAGAUGACCAUCCAGCCUUCACCCAGGCAGGGCCACCUCCGGGCCACCUUCUUCUCGUCCAGCCCCGCCAACUUCCAGGUGCAACUGUGUCACAGGAGGAGGUCACAGCUCCCAGCCUGCCAACCCGCACUCCAGGCCAGCCCACUUCCUCCAGCCUCAGCUGACCUCGAAGCUGCCCCUGCCAUUGCCUUCCUGGACCUUCCCAAGCAGGAGGCCUGUGCCCCAGGCAUCUGCAUCCAGGGCUGGAGGACCGACGUGCACUUCUCUGUUCCACAGCAGUUCUGCAACCUCCACACCAGGGGGUGCCCAGCUUUCAGGGGCCGCAGGGGGCCGAAGACUGGACUCAGAUACUCCCGGCCUCCCUCAGUGGGCUGGGCGUGGCGUGCGCUGAACAGGAGACUGGGUGGGGGGGAUGGGGAGACCACCCAGCCCUGAGCCAGGCUUUUGCACCAAGCCAAGGCCUGCACCCACCACUGCCCUCCAGCCUCGAAGUUCCCUGUACCACACGCCACUGGCCUCCCGAACGCCCUCCCUGGCCUCACUCCAUCACUGGCCUGGCCGCCUCCUCCCUGAGGGUCCACCUCCCCUGAUCAGAGCUCUGAUUCCAAUUGCGAGCGACUUGAGAUGUCCCUCAGCACACCAGCCACUGAGGCCCAGGUUCCCAGGACCCAGGGCACAUCGGGACUGGACUCCGCCCAGUGGACAGAACUAAGCACGUGUGUCCUGGGUGUGGUCAGGAGCGUGGCUCUGCCUUGGAGUCCAGGAAGGGUCAGAGCUGGCACUCCCACCUGCCCCCCUCCCUGUGAGCUCCAGAGCUCCCCUAGCCUCAGGUGGGAUGAACUGCAAGAGCCACAGAGGUGGGAGGGGUGGGCGGGAGUGGAUAGGACAGCUGGGCACCCGGGGCCCCUGGAGACCCUUUCCAGGGAGCACCAGCAGGCCAGACAGGGGUCUCUGGAAUGUACCCUCAGCUCAGCGAGCCACGCCAUUUCAGGACAGCUUGCAGCCUGCUGCCCCAGGACGUGCCCAGGGCCAUGGCAGGACCCACACACUUUUAUCUCCUCCUCCCAGCAGGACUUUUUGGCCAAGCCUGGGUCCCCCUCCCCAGCAAAGAUCACCUCCAGCAGAUCACAGACCAAAGAGGUGGUGGCCCCCUGCUGGUCAAGUGUCCCUGGGGCUGGGCCAGCCACUGUGGAGUGCCCGUGCCACACUGGGAAGUCCACGGCCCCAGAGACCAGCCCUUGAGGCAGCAGAAGGGCUGGGCCUGACUUAAGUGGGGGAAUGUUGGCAGACCUGAGGGGCACACAUGCUGCUCUCGGGGUUGGGGUGGAUCCCUCCUUCACUUGUCUGCUGAGGGUCCCUACAGCCAGGAGGCUGACAUCCACAGCCACUGCCCUCCAGGACUGGGCAGCCCCUCCCCUUCCCCCACAUUGUCUCAGCCUCCCACAGUGUGGGCAGGGCUGGGGGGUGCCCCACAUCUCUCUCCAGCUGCACCCACCCCCCUGGGACCACAGCCUGAGGCCAGGAACCUCCUCACGAACAAGUAGGUGCCAGCGCCACACUGCUGGGGGGCAGGAGGCCAAGGCGCAGCCCCCGACAGCUGAGCCAGGCCCCGUCAGAGUGCAGGUGAUCUCACCUGACCGUGGGGCCCAGGCACCUGCUGGCUCUCCUGGGGCUGCAGCUCACAGGGGCUCCAGGUCACAUAGAAGACCUUCAGCCCUUUCCUGAGUCCCAUGGGAACAGCAGGACGUGGGUGGGCUGCCCCUUCCCCAGAUGGCCAAGGUGCUGGCCCUGCCAUGCUGGACCCCAGCCUCCCUCUCAGAAAACUCAUGGUCAUGGCCACAGUCCCUGGCCCUGAAAUCAAGGUCCUGGAGGCCUGGCAGCUGCCCAGAGCCUCCCGGUGCUCCAGGGUGCAGGAUGCAACCCCCCUUCCUGUAGCUGACCAGGCUCAAGGUGGUCAACGUGGAUAACCCCCAACACGGGCACCAAGGAAGGAGAGCUGUGCCUGAAGACAUCUUAGUUUAUAGUGUUA
Molecule: messenger RNA, 3203 nt
Organism: Sapajus apella (tufted capuchin)
Lineage: Eukaryota; Metazoa; Chordata; Mammalia; Primates; Cebidae
Gene: IL17REL
Product: interleukin 17 receptor E like
Exons: 15
Coding region: 77-1609 (510 amino acids)
Molecular function (GO): interleukin-17 receptor activity
Source: RefSeq, a predicted model, not a curated record